Messenger RNA from Lathyrus oleraceus (garden pea), 2041 nucleotides. RefSeq lists its product as uncharacterized. Lineage: Eukaryota; Viridiplantae; Streptophyta; Magnoliopsida; Fabales; Fabaceae. Gene Ontology annotation, molecular function: protein binding. The transcript is spliced from 4 exons. Bases 250 to 2001 code for a protein of 583 amino acids. The record is from RefSeq and is a predicted model, not a curated record.
AAAAACACCGAAAUAAACCGGCAGUGGAAGGCCAAAAGAGGCCCAGCCCAGAAAACACAUAAUGAAGAUUUUAAAUAACCCUAAUUCUAGAUAGAUAUGAAUCCUACUUCUCCUGGAUUGGCGUCACAGAGCUACACUAACAUUCAGGGUCUUCUCCAUAAUAAAGGUUUAUUCUUCAUAACAAUCAUUAUCUCAACACAAAGCCCCUCUCUCGUUCAGCUUCCAGAAUUUGUCGUUCGCUAAGCAACAAUGAAUACUCUGAAAAAAAUCAAUAGUGAGUCAACUGAGUUGCCAGAUUGUAUUAUAUCGCAUAUCUUUUCCCUGUUAAGUUUGAAAAAUUUGGUAAAAACGAGUGCUUUGUCCAAACAAUGGUAUCACGAAUGGGGAUUAAGGAAGGACCUUACUUUUGAUCUCCAUAACAUGUUUGACUAUAGUACAGUUCCAGAGUUACCAACAACCCUUCCACCCUUUCAACAGAUUCAAUUUCAAUUUGCCGCAAGUUUGUAUAAUUUCAUGCAGACUUAUCCUGGUGACAUGAUAAGUUCAAUCCGAGUAAAAUUUCCAUUAGGUAUCGAUCAUACUUAUGCCAUUGAUGGAUUGAUUCACAAAGGAGUUCUUAAAGGGGCCAAUCGUAUUGAGCUGCUCUUCGCAUGUGAAACUGAUUUUAAUAUACAGCCCUACAAAUUUUUAUUUCCUUUCUUGUCUGGCCCUAAUUCUCUCACAUAUCUGCACCUACAGAAUUGCCACCUAGCAGCAACUAUGGAAUUUUCUGGAUUGAAGAAUUUGAGGACUCUUGUGUUGACUAUAGUUCCUGUGAAGCAGAAUAUGCUUCAUUAUCUCUUUUUCAACUGCAUCCAUCUUGAGAACUUCUCUCUUAAUCAAUGUCUGUUCCUAUCUGACUUAAAAAUAACUAGUCCAUCAUUGCUUCAUUUGAACAUUAACUGCGGGCCUAUCAUUUCAUGGAGGAAUAUUGAUAUCAUUGCAUCAAAACUCUUAUCCAUUGAAUUUUCUUCUGACUGUAACUACGACCGUUCAUUACGCAUGGUGAACAUUAAGUCUCAUAUGUUAUUCAAGUUUAGCUACAAAUGUGGUAACAUUUCUAAUCUUGUUGAUUUUUCUGGAUUGAGAAAUGUGACAACAAUUGAGUUCGAUGGACUCCGUGAAUGUCUCCAAAGUGAAGUCAUAACUCAUUUGUUUUCUGAAUGUCUCCAACUUCAAGAUGUCACCUUUAAGGAGUGCAAGAUAAAGUGUGAUAUGAAAAUUAGUGGUACAAAAUUGCGUCAUUUGAGAAUUAUUGAUUGUCGCUAUGAGAGUCAGUGUUCUUAUAAGAUAGAUAUUGAUGCUUUUAAUCUCUCAUCCUUUGAAUAUAGAAGUCACACGAUCAUGAACCCCAUAAUCUCUGUUUGGGCUCCAAAGUUAUUGAAGGUUUUUUGGGAUGCAGGUUCAAGAAUGGAAAAUGUAUAUAACUUUGGUACAAUUGCAAGAUUACAUCUGCUUGAGGAUUUAACUAUGCAUCUGGGCCUUUCACAGAUAUCCGAGUUAAGGAAGGAUUUGGUUCGAUUUCAAAAUCUUAGACAAUUGAAAUUGUUUAUUGUCGGAGCAUAUAAACCUGAAAGGGACUACUUGUGGAUUUUAGAUAUUGCAAUGGCUUCUCCGCAUCUCCAAAAACUUUCUCUAACGAUUAUAAAUGGAAAUUCGAAAACAUCACAUAUGGUUGGAUCUCAGAGGCAAAGAGAACAUGUCAGGUUUAUUCAUAAGGAAUUAAAAUAUGUGGAGUUACAUGGUUGUGUUUGCUCCAUAACUGUAAUCGAGUUAGCUAGUCAUCUAUUGAGGAGUGCAACCUUGCUUAAACAAAUUACUUUCAGUUCUCGUCACAAUUUCUAUAUAGGCGCUGGAAGAUGGACUUUGGAUUUCGAUGGUUGUUGUUGGUUUGAGCGGAAUUUUAUUCAUGAGCAUCUAAAAGAUGAAGUAAAUGAACAAUGUCGGCUCAUAAUUUUGUAGUGUUAUGUUAUUUAUUUAUAAUGAAUUAUGUCCUGUAUGA